Messenger RNA from Colletotrichum phormii, 1265 nucleotides. RefSeq lists its product as uncharacterized. Bases 224 to 1024 code for a protein of 266 amino acids. Lineage: Eukaryota; Fungi; Ascomycota; Sordariomycetes; Glomerellales; Glomerellaceae. The record is from RefSeq and is a predicted model, not a curated record. The transcript has a single exon.
GGGCAGAGUUGUGGUCAGUCCAAGGCUUUUUGCUUCAAGGUUCCAUGCUCACUCAGUAUUACUAGCAUGGAACUGCGUUUACGGAUACUCUUUGUUUCUUUGCCUCGUCGCCAUCACGGUCUCUUCCAGAACUGCCCCAGGAGUCACGACACACGCCGCCAACCACUUCUGUGCCUCAUUAGCAUCCCAGGUAUCAGGCAGACGGAGAAACCGGGGGGCUCCGAUGACCUGCGGAGGGGUGGGAACAGGAAAAGGAGGAGGAGGAAGACGACAACCCGGGAAAAGAAACGAGUUACCAAGGACAAGACGAAAAUCAACAACGGCCAUGCAAGAAAUCCUGCGAAGCAACACUUACACCAUGCAUCGAGACCCUCCCAAACCCACGGCCUGCCUUGCCCUACCACCCUCAACUCCCGGUCUUUCGCACACCCACACGCAACCCUCCGGAGUCUGUGAAGGAUACAGAGACAGUCACCGUGCUCGGCAAAGAGUCGGCCGUAUCUAUCUCUCGAGCUUUGUUUUGCUUUCCACCUUGCCUUAUCUUUGGUGUCGCUAUCCAACUCCCUUGCGCCCUCCGACUGGUAACAACAACGGACUCGGCGGGCAAACAAACGCUUUCGUCCCCUCUCUGCAGUGCUGCUCUUUUGCCUUUACUUCCGACAUGAUACACGUACCGCACCCCUUCUUCAAACUUCAGCCCAAGACGACUUUGUCUUUAUUACACCAAGGGAGAGCGCCAGAAACACCAGCCCAAAGUUUGACACGGCCACAUGGGAAACUCUGCUCUUCCGGCUCCCUUGCGCGGCACGCUAGCCAAACAUGCCUGUCUCUCGCAAGAUGCCAUUCAUGGGUCGUUAUUACGGAGACGGGCGGCUUACCAACUCAUCUGGACCCUCCAAAGACCUCUCCCAAGGGUCCAACAGCCAAAUGCCAUCUCGCAAACACGGCUAUCCCAUCUUCGGUCCUCCAGCUCUCAGCCCCGGCCUUCCAACGUCGAAGCCGAGGCCACUGUCCACAUAGGUAGUAGUAACCCCGUCACAGGAGACACAAGCACGACGAGCUAGAGCACAACUGUUAUUCAACGGCCACUCGUCUCUAUUCACCUCCACUCCAAUUCCAUUGUUGAGCGACGUGAUCCAGUACCACCUACGACAGAGUACAGGAGGUCUUUUGGUUAGCAACAGCCCACGCAACCCUCGUUUGUCUAGCUGACACCGCUUGACUUUGGAUGGAUGACAUCCGCGUUUCCGCCGGUUAGUCAGUAC